This is a messenger RNA of Owenia fusiformis, 1951 nucleotides long. The record is from the annotation of a GenBank genome assembly. Lineage: Eukaryota; Metazoa; Annelida; Polychaeta; Sabellida; Oweniidae.
AUUACGAGGUGCUUCCAAGCUGCAUCACCUUUAGCUAGUAGCUGUAUUGUAUUCAAGCAACAGUCAACACGUGAGAAUCAACAUGUACUAAUCCUUAGUCGGUUUCUGUCGUUUCUGACGUAAUCGUGACUAUCGGCCGCGUGAUGUCGUACGUUUAGGACAAGAUCUCACGAAUGAUUUAUUACAACUAUAAACAUUCAGAGGUCCAUGGUAUAUUGAAACAAUGAACUGCAAGUGGGGACGUCGCUGACGGGAGAACUAGGGUAUCACAAAUACACAUAUAAACGUUAUACAAGGAAACACGGACGUGACUGGGACUCAUAAAAUUUUAUAAGGAAACACGGAACGUGGACUCAUAAUAGUUUUAUAAGGAAACACUGGCGUGACUGGGACUUUUCUUAACAACGGUUCAGGUGUCACGGCUACCCGAUGGGUAUGGGGUGUUCUGUGUCAGCUACACAGCUGACACUUAUGUCAGCUACACACGAUGAUGUUCCUGCUGGGACUACGAUAACGCAAAAACGCAGUAGAGAGAGCACUGAGAGCGGAAAGAGAAUCAUAGAUGAACGCCUUAAAAUCAGUGAGAAUGACCGGAGAUUGAUAGCUCGGACGUGGAAAGGAAUCUCGAGGAAUAUGGAACAGACGGGCAUUGACAUGUUCUUAAAAUUGUUCCAAAAUAAUUUUAAUCUUAAAAACUUAUUCUCUGAGUUCCGAGGGCUUGAAACUGCGGAAGCUAUGAGACAAAGCCAGGCGUUGGAAAACCAUGCAAUGAUGGUUAUGUGUACGCUAGAUGACGCCAUCUGUUCACUUGAUGACGUAGACUACGUGCAGGAACAACUGCGAAACGUUGGUAAAUCACAUCGAAGAUUCCAUGGCUAUGUCGCUGACAAUUUUCUGAAAAUAGAAGAACCGUUUCUUGAAUCUAUUAAAGAAACAAUCGGUGCAAAAUUCACCCCCGAAUUGGAAGAUAGCUACAGAAAAACAAUAAAUUUCGUUCUUGGUAACCUGGCCCAUGGCUUUAGCAGUGGAGGGGAGAAGGAAAGAGAUAUAUCUGAAACCUCUGAAACAGCAGUGGAUUGAUUGGUAUUCUGAGCUGCUUAAUGCAAAGAUGACGAUGUAAAUAAAUCAAGACGGGUAUUAAGUAGACAAUGCAGUAGAAGAAUGCGAAAAGACAAGUCAAAGAAUGGAAUUAUACUGACUUCCACAAUGGCUGACACUAAACUUUCAAUAUUUCUGACAUCGGAAUCCCAGCAUGGCUGACUCUUUGUUGAUCCAGUUACCUGGCAGUGCUACCUUAACACUUAAUCGGGAGAAGAUAAUGAGAAUACAUAUGUGAUACACAUAAUAAACCAAAGACUAUCUUCUAGUCUGAUUCAGAGACUGUAAAAGCUUUUUUAGAUAUGAAAGGGCCUGUUUUCUCUGUUAUAGGAAUCAUGAGUGUUUGGGCCACCAACGGAAAAAUGACGUUAAAUGCCUGAAGCAAUCCUUGUAUCAAACAUCCAUACAUUUCCAUAACAAUCCUAUGUAAUAUCUGAAAAUGAGAUAUUUGAUCAAAUGUGGAAGUUAUUAAGCGUCCAAAUUCAUUAGAACUGAAAUGAGAACGUUUUUUCAUUUCAUUUUCAUUACUUUUAUGUUCAUUAAGGCAAAGUCCAAAGGUUUCGACGCAGAUAUUUUGAGGUGUGACGGGUUUCUGUAUGUGUUUGACCCCAUUCAGUCUCUUUUUGAAAGAAAAACAAAGAAGACAAGCACAAAGAAGACAAGCCUUGAUCAAAUAAUACUAGUAUACGUUAUUGCUUCGAUAUGCGUUUAACAUGUUCAAAUAUGUUAUACAUCAAAAUGUAAUCCAUGCCAUAUGUGGUAGUAGAAAUAUUAAUUCAUCAGUUUAUGUAAUGCCGCUUUGACGUUCCCGGUCUGACUUUGAUACUUGACUUACUAUGACUUUGAAUCAUAC